Molecule: messenger RNA, 594 nt
Organism: Penicillium antarcticum
Lineage: Eukaryota; Fungi; Ascomycota; Eurotiomycetes; Eurotiales; Aspergillaceae
Exons: 2
Coding region: 1-594 (197 amino acids)
Biological process (GO): regulation of DNA-templated transcription
Cellular component (GO): histone deacetylase complex
Molecular function (GO): transcription coregulator activity; protein binding
Source: RefSeq, a predicted model, not a curated record
AUGGCUCCCCCGCGCCAGCGCACCACGGCCAUAGUCGAUGACUCGAGGUCCGAAGCCUCCAGCGGCACAAGAGAAUACAAGAAUCCCCCCAAGAGCCGGCGCCCAGUAGCAGCCAAAGACAAGACGUCUGUGACUAGCGCGCCGGUCGACCAAAUCGUGGAUGAUCAACCCAGGCUCCCCUGGUCCGACCUCCCCCUCGAAAUCCUCCACUCAUACCGCCACGUCCACAAACUCCCAACCCCCAGCGCCUUCGCAAGCGAUUACUCGCGCACCAUCCUGUCACAGGGUAUCGGUCUCCGCUCUCCGACUUCCCUCGCCGCCCGCCGUGCUCAAUCCUCCUCUUCCCACCCUCACAAUAACACCCAUUUCCAUGCCCACAAUCACAGUGGCCACCGCGGCCGCAAUGGCGAGUCUGGAGACUCGCUGCGUCGCAUUGUUGGUCAGGACCGGGUGAGCAAGGAUCAAUUUGCGCUUGUUGUUCGUCGACACUUUAACAGCGCUGGGUUGUCCGAGCAGGAGACUAUUGCGCGGUUUUUGUAUACUGUCCGCGAGGAACGGAGGGGGAGGCAGUUUCGAUUGCGGUUUCAGCCGUAG